Molecule: messenger RNA, 2488 nt
Organism: Oncorhynchus mykiss (rainbow trout)
Lineage: Eukaryota; Metazoa; Chordata; Actinopteri; Salmoniformes; Salmonidae
Source: RefSeq, a predicted model, not a curated record
UUCCUGUGUCUGAUAUCAGAGCUCAGUAAUGCUCAAUCUAUCAACCACAACAAGGAGAGAACGGUCUCGUUCCAGGCCAACUGUAUUGCAGUUGAGUUUGACGCUACGACAAAUGAGCAUCAAAUCGCUAUACCAUAUGAUGUGGUUAACUGAUAUGUUAAACAGUAAUCAAGGAGAUGUGAGAUCUGGCAGGCGAACUCAAUGUAGUCAGCCUGGAACGUGGCCAACAUCAUGAGUGGGGUUGGAGGAGAGAGAGGGGGCGGGACUUGGUUAUGAGAGAAGCUUUCAGUAGCCAUCAUGUUGACUGGCAGAGACAACAGAGGCCAUAGGGUGGCAGUUAACUGUCAUAACAUCUACUGUCUAUCCACAGGUUAACUGUCAUAACAUCUACUGUCUAUCCACAGGUUAACUGUCAUAACAUCUACUGUCUAUCCACAGGUUAACUGUCAUAACAUCUACUCUUUAUCCACAGGUUAACUGUCAUAACAUAUACUGUCUAUCCACAGGUUACUUUGACACUAUAACUGUUGUUUUGACACCACUAUAAUACAGAAUAUCUCUAAGAGAUGGAAAUCCUAUGUGUUCCUGAGAAAUGUAUGGAACUCAUCCAGUGAUGUCAUUAUCAGUCACACAACCUGACAGACUGUGACCAUGACAACUGACCACACGGUGCAGUGGUAGACUUGGGGUCGAGGGGAGCGUGAGAAAGACAGGAAGGGGGAACGUUAACUCUUUCUCAGCAGCAUCACUUUUAGUUUCAAAUGGCCCUGUGGUGAACCAAGGUAGAGCUGUGUACAUCCUCAUGCAUGUGUACGUGUGCAGACAUGAAGAUCUGUAUGACAUGGUGCACGUAUUAGCUUGGUGCUUCAGUGUGGGAACAUGGUUUGUGGUCAUGUCUGCUUGUAAAGUCAGAUCUCUGACCAGGUAUAAGUAGAUCUUGGCAGACCGUCUGCAAAAACACGUCCUAAAGCUGAACAAUACAAAACAACCUCUAUCGUGCUCCAGUCUGGUAAGUCCAGCUAUCAGAUACCGUAAACCUCAUUGUAAUCUCUGCAUGAUACGGCUUCAUUAAAUGGUGGCAUUGCAGUGACUCCUAUCCAUUUUUAAAUAGUUGAUCAUAUCAAAGCUAUGUUGUAUCAUGUUUUUGUAUUGUUAUGCUGAUUGGUAUGGUCUCCUAUACAUGUUGUUUUACUACAGGUGCUGUUGAAGGCAUGGAGAGAGACAACAUCCUAACCUUUUCUGUGCUGUGUGUCUUCUCUGCUUGGACUCCGGGUGUGGAUACAAAGACGGUCAGUCUCCCUCUGCAUGGUCUAAAACCCAAAAUCCCUUUAGACAUGGCUCCAGACUCUGUUGAUGACUCCUACAAGGGCUGUGAGGAGAAGAUGCUCAGGAAGGUGCAUGACUAUUACCUGAAAACGGAGAGACUAAAAAACAAAGAUUUCAACCAGGCUUGGACCGAUGCUGAGGCCCGUUACAAACCCAAACCGAAAAGAGCACUGUCUAAACUCUAUUCCCUGGCAAUCCAGGUGUAUGUGACUGAAUACUCCCAAAUGUUCAAGUCAUUUAACGAGGCCACUCGUACCCAAAAGAAGAGCUACAGCACAACAUUCCAGUACCACUCCCUGCACUUCCUUCUGACCCUGGCUUUACGAAUCCUGAACAAGAAAAAUAAGCGUUUUCAAACCUUCCGAGGAACCAACGUGUCUUUCCACGGAGUCCGAAAUACUGAAAUGCGAUUCGGACAGUUCACCUCGAGCUCUUUAGACAAGAAAAUCGCUGGUGAACGCUUUGGAAGUCGCUCCUGUUUUGAGAUCACCACUUACCUUGGUGCCCCACUGGGGGAGUACGCAUCUCAGAUGGCUCAUGAGAAGGAGGUGCUGAUUCCUCCCUACGAGGUGUUCAGAAUUACAGAGGUGCUGAAGAGAAAAGACAAGAAAGACCUCUGGUGUGACGUCGUCUACAAACUGCAGAGUACUAAGAAAGGAAAGAGUGACCUGAAAUGCCAGAUGGUUGGACCACUCCAAGGAGAGUAAAAUCAAAACAGCAACACAGCUGUUCCGCUUUCAGUUAAAUAUGAAAUGCAGUUUUUAGUGCAACACCUGGCUUCCCCAUCCACCGUCGCUCCCUCCCACAAAUACAGGAAAUACAGAAAACAUUAGUGGAGCUUUUCCUACUUUCAGAUUGUCAGAUCUGUCCUGUUGUAAAUGUUUCCCACAUUGUUUGCUUAGAUUGUUAACCUUUCUUCUGCCAGUGAAUUGGCAUUUGUUGUCAUGUGCACUGCAGCUUUUGCUAAAAACCUAUAAUGAAAAGCAUUCAGCAAUAUUACAUCUCCUGUCCUAUUUAUCCACUACCUACACAUCCAUUAUAAAGAGAUUAAUUUCAUCUCACUUGAAGAAAAUGUGUUUGUUCUCAGGUUAUAAUUACAAUGGGCUACAAAGAUACUCCGAUUUAAAUAAAGAUAUAGCCAAAGUUAACCUGAAGCUUCAAU